AUGAAAGUCCGUUCGUCGGCUUUUGCCUCAUUUAUUUUAAUAUUCGAAGUUUUGGGGGUUGCCCUCUUCCUGCGGGGUUUUUUCCCUUUGCCUGUCAAGUCGUCACUGUCAUCCAAGAACAGGCUGGAAGACUUGCCAGCGGAGCCCCUGUCAGGGGGCUCGCCAAAUUCGUCUCACAUGCCGCAACCCUUGUUCAAAAGGGUGGUUAUCAUGUUAAUCGAUGGCCUGCGGGAGGAUUUUGUGUUCGGGACGGACGGUCGCAUGAACAUGCCCUACACGAGACACCUGGUGGAGAGAGGCUCAACACUCAGCUUUGUGGCAAAAGCUAGAAUUCCAACUGUCACCAUGCCCAGGAUCAAAGCAAUUACCACUGGCAGCAUUCCAGGCUUUAUUGAUGUCGUGAUUAAUCUGAAUUCCCCAGCCUUAAUGGAAGACAGUCUUCUUUGGCAAGCCAAAACAGCUGGGAAGAAAAUGAUCUUUUAUGGGGAUGACACAUGGGUGCGCCUUUUCCCCAAACACUUCAUGGAGUAUGAUGGCACAACUUCCUUUUUUGUGUCUGACUACACUGAGGUUGACAACAAUGUCACCCGUCACUUGGAUAGCACGCUUAAGAGGGAUGACUGGGACAUUCUGAUCUUACACUACCUUGGCCUUGACCACAUUGGUCAUAUAAGUGGACCUCACAGUUCCUUGAUUCAGCCCAAACUCUUGGAAAUGGAUGACAUUCUGAAGAAGAUCCACAGUGGUCUUAUUUCAAAGGACGCUGAAGGAUCUUUGCCCUUUCUGCUGAUUCUGUGUGGGGACCAUGGGAUGUCAGAAACCGGUAGCCAUGGAGGUUCCUCAGAACCAGAAGUCAAUACGCCCUUGGUGCUCAUAAGCCCUGCCUUCAAAAGGAAAGUCGGAAUGGAAAAGCCUGCUGACGUUGAGCAGGUUGACCUGACUCCAACCUUGGCCCUGACUCUGGGCCUGCCCAUAUCUCAAAACAACGUGGGCCGCGUCAUUCCGGGUGUCUUAGAAGAAACAUCACUGCGAGAUCAGCUGCGCUUUCUACAUCUCAAUGCACACCAGCUGAACUGCCUUCUCAAAGACAGUGUUCCAGAUUAUGGGAAAGAGGCAGGAUUUGAGCAAUACCGUGUGGCAGAGAAGGCCCAUGGGAACUGGAUGAAGCGUUACCUGGAGGGCAACACAUCAGAGGUCUUGACCAACAUGGGAAAGAAGGUCCUGAAGCAGUACUUGGAGGCCUUGUCAGCCAUGAGCUCAGCCCUCAGCAAACAGAUGGGAAAGUACGACCUGUACUCCAUGAUUGCUGGAAUGGUCUUUGUCUUUCAGCUGCUGUUGGUCUUAUUGUUGGCUAUGCCUGAAGCCCUGAGUGGCUCAGCAGCUGUGGACCUCCCAGUCGUCUCUGCAUUGCUCUCUUUGCCUUUCUACCUCUUGUGCCUGCUGCUUGCAUCUGUGCAUGUUCUGGUGUGCACAUCUGCUGAGAGUUCCUGCUAUUUCUGCAGCCUCUCCUGGGGUCUAGUGUUUGCUGCUAUCGCCUUCUCUUCAGCCAUGUCUUGUUUGCUUCUGGCUAUGAUGACAAGACGACUCUCCUUUGGACAACAUUUACAUGGGAAGUCACCUUUGAAGAACAGUAGCAGUGAUUGGUCACUGUCAGAGUUGGACGUUUUGCUUCUAGCAGGCACAGCCGGCCACACCCUCAGUUUGGCGGCUACAAGCUUUGUAGAGGAGGAGCAUCAAACCUGGUACUUCUUGCUUAGCACUCUCUGCCUCGCAGUCUUCCAGGAUGUUUGUCGCAAAUAUUUCAGAGAGAAAAGCUUCCCAAGCGGUGAGGAAGAGGAGGUUGUUCUAAUGUACAAAGACUCACCUAAGGAAGAGAUUUACUCUGAGAAGUGGCUAGCAUUAGCCACACCACCCUUUGUUCUGCUCUGUUGUCGACUGCUGCGCUCCCUAAACCAGACAGGGGUGCAGUGGGUUCAUCUUCGUGAUCUGGGCCAUUGGCUUAACAGCUCUGACCACAAAGUGGUCCUGUCCCUACUGUCAGCUUUCUGUUUGGUUCUCAUCUAUUUCCUGAUUCAAAGACGGUGCUCAUUAGUGUCCAAGGUUGCUCUCGCCCUUGGACUUUUGGGUGUUUACAUCUACCGGGCAGCUGUCGGCAAUGUCUUGUUUCCCUGGCACCACUCUGGUCGGAAUAUUUCCAAGGGCACCAAUGAAGCACGCUUUGUAUACGUUUUCAUUUUGGGUAUUCUCUUCACGGGCACAAAGGACCUGUUGAGAUCCCAAAUCAUUACAGCUGAUGCCAAAUUGAAGAACAGGGGGCUAUGGGAGAUUUUCAGUGGCUUGGUCUUGUUGGUUUCACUGUUGUUUCGUCCCCACAACCUGCCAGUGUUGUGUUGCAGUCUGCUUAUCCAAACUCUUAUGACCAAGUUCAUCUGGAAGAAGCUCCACUAUGAUGCUGCCCAGACCACCAUCAUGCACUACUGGUUUGGUCAGGCCUUCUUUUACUUUCAGGGUAAUUCCAACAACAUUUCCACAAUUGACAUCUCAGUUGGGUUUGUUGGUUUAGACAACUACGUAGAAGCUCCUGCCAUCUUCUUAACAGCUCUCAGUACAUAUGCCGGACCACUGCUUUGGGCUUGCCACCUUGUCUGUUACCUCAGCUCGGAGAGAAACAGGAGUCCUGUAGCAGUUGGCCAUGGCUGUUACUGUUUGGCUCUUCUCAGGUCGGUGCCGACUGCAGCGUACAUUGUUCUGGUGACCGUCCUGCGCUACCAUCUUUUUAUAUGGAGCGUAUUCUCUCCUAAAUUACUGUAUGAGGCCAUGCAUCUACUGCUCACGACUGCCGUCUGUCUCAUCUUCUACACCGUGGAGCAAAGCCACAUCCCCGCCACUCCUUAG
Messenger RNA from Nerophis lumbriciformis (worm pipefish), 2895 nucleotides. The record is from RefSeq and is a predicted model, not a curated record. NCBI's taxonomy places the organism in Eukaryota, Metazoa, Chordata, Actinopteri, Syngnathiformes, Syngnathidae.